Anopheles merus is the source of this 2959-nucleotide messenger RNA. RefSeq names its product EH domain-containing protein 3 (gene Past1). NCBI's taxonomy places the organism in Eukaryota, Metazoa, Arthropoda, Insecta, Diptera, Culicidae. Gene Ontology annotation, cellular component: plasma membrane; cytoplasm. Bases 493 to 2154 code for a protein of 553 amino acids. Gene Ontology annotation, molecular function: GTP binding; calcium ion binding; protein binding. Gene Ontology annotation, biological process: endocytosis; endosomal transport. The transcript has 4 exons. The record is from RefSeq and is a predicted model, not a curated record.
UCUCUUUCUUGUUUCGAAACUUGACAAAUGUGAUGUGUCUGGAUUUCUUUUUUCCGUAUCCAAACUGCAAAUUGCUUACACCUCGGCUCCAAGUUUACCGUUUUGGUCGUACGAAUUCUUGCAGUGUUUUAUAGUGCCUUCGUUAGAUAAAGGCUCGAUUAGUAUCUUUCGUUCAAUUGAUUUAGCUUUCGUUAGUUCCUUUCAGAAGUUUAAUACGCCUAUUUCGUAGAUAAGGCAUACGUCUCGCCAGCGCCUCAUUACUCAUUGCUAUAAUUAUUCCCGAAGUGAAAUCGCAUUUCUGUAUGAUUUAGUAAAGAAACACGUUAGGAACAGCGCUUACGUACAUUAUCGUACUCAACCGGUCACAAGUGUAUGUAAAGUUCAUCAAAUAAUUCACCGAUCUGCGAACUGCUGAAUGAGUCAUAGUGCAUUUUUAUCACGGUAGAAAGUGACUCACAGGAAUAACUGAGUUUUCCGCUUACACCAAGCAACAUGUUCAGUUGGUUGAAAAGAGAAACGAAAACGGAGGAGGUGGUGGAAAAUGUUUUAGGAGAGCUGAAAAAAAUUUAUCGCAGUAAAUUGUUACCGCUGGAGGAGCAUUACAACUUCCAUGACUUUCACUCGCCGAAGCUGGAGGAUUCGGAUUUCGAUGCGAAACCGAUGAUCCUGCUGGUUGGCCAGUAUUCGACUGGUAAAACCACCUUCAUCCGGUAUCUAUUGGAACGUGAUUUUCCGGGCAUUAGGAUCGGACCGGAACCAACAACUGACCGUUUCAUAGCUGUCAUGUACGAUGACAAGGAGGGCAUGAUACCGGGAAAUGCGCUUGUUGUCGAUCCGAAGAAACAGUUUCGGCCGCUAGAAAAGUAUGGCAACGCUUUCCUCAACCGUUUCCAGUGUUCCCACGUACCAUCCCCCGUACUACGAGCUAUUUCAAUCGUGGACACGCCCGGUAUUCUGUCUGGUGAAAAGCAGCGCGUGGACCGAGGUUACGAUUUCACUGGAGUGUUGGAAUGGUUUGCGGAACGUGUAGAUCGUAUUAUCCUGCUCUUCGAUGCCCACAAGCUGGACAUUUCGGAUGAAUUUAGGCGAUCAAUCGAAGCACUGCGAGGACAUGACGAUAAGAUACGGAUCGUGCUAAACAAGGCGGACAUGAUCGAUCAUCAACAGUUGAUGCGCGUGUAUGGCGCUCUAAUGUGGUCUCUCGGCAAGGUACUGCAAACGCCCGAGGUGGCAAGAGUCUACAUUGGCUCCUUCUGGGACCAGCCACUGCGGUACGACGUCAACCGGCGACUGUUCGAGGAUGAGGAGCAAGAUCUUUUCCGUGAUUUGCAAUCGCUGCCGCGAAAUGCGGCGUUGCGUAAACUGAACGAUCUUAUCAAACGUGCUCGACUAGCAAAGGUCCACGCCUACCUCAUUUCAGAGCUUCGGAAAGAAAUGCCUCAAAUUUUCGGCAAGGAUAGUAAGAAAAAGGAGCUGAUAAAAAAUCUCGGCACUAUCUACGAUCGCGUCUGCCGGGAGCAUCAGGUUUCGAUUGGAGAUUUGCCUGAUAUCAAGAAAAUGCAAGAAGUACUCGCCAAUCAGGACUUUACCAAGUUCCAUUCGCUAAAAAUGCCACUUAUCGAGGUCGUGGACCGUAUGCUUGCCGUGGACAUUGCCCGUCUUAUGAGCAUGAUUCCGCAGGAAGAGAUGCAGUUGGUUUCGGAACCGCUUGUUAAAGGACAAAGCAACGGGACGGCAAUGGAAACCAACUUUUUGGACCAUCUUCUACUGAAAGGAGGCGCUUUCGACGGUGUGGAAGAUGUCGUUUCACCAUUCGGAUACCGGAAGGGCGAAGGAAUCGAUGCCGGGUAUGGUGAGGUGGAUUGGAUAUGCAAUCGUGAUCGUGCCCGAACGGAUCCUAUCUUUGAGUCGCUUGGACCGGUUGAUGGAAAAAUUUCCGGUGCCGCGGCCAAGUCGGAGCUGAUCAAAUCGAAGCUACCAAACAACGUCCUGAGUAAGAUUUGGAAGCUCUCGGAUUACGAUCAGGAUGGCUUCCUGGACAUCGAAGAGUUUGCUUUGGCAAUGCAUUUAAUCAACGUCAAAAUGGACGGCAAUGAGCUGCCCACUGCUUUGCCACUUCAUCUGGUUCCACCUUCCAAGCGGCGGGUGGACUAGAAUUAGGUAUUGUUAGCUUCCGGACCAAGAAUACCAGCAGGCCGUAUAGUGAUUCGCGUUAUUGUUUGUGUGUGUAUGUGGCGGCUAAACUACUAGCUUGAUUGUUAAUCUUUCUCCCUAUUUACUUUCUUUUCCACUACCCUCAGUGGAAGGAUGCCUCAAAUAUUGCUUAUCCGUUAGACCGACCCGUCAACUCUGACAUUCACCCGAGAGUUUGUUCACGCAUGUACACUUUGUGUAUCAUCUUUUGGUUAUUGCUUGACCUUUCUUUUCCCCAAUGUGUGUUGGUACGUUUUGGUCUUGUUUUUGGCGACCAAUCAAUCCUCAAAGUUUCUCUUCCCUAGGGUUCGUUCAACCGGUUACUCUUCACGUUUUCAGGAAGCGGAAACGUUGAUGGAGCAACUGAAUGCAACAGAGGAAGUAGGCGUUUUUCUUUGUGUUUUGCUUGUAAUGUUUGUGUUGUCUACACAAUGACGGCCAAUUUCAGUCAUGGUGCAAACUGGGUUUAUAUAAAAAAAUGCUAAUUUUUACUAUUAGCUUCAAACAAAACAAAAACACAUAAUGCUGCCAAGAAAAUUACAAGCGUUUCGUUUCGACGCGUAGUGAGCAAAUAGCAAAUUAAACAAAACAAAAAAAUCGCCAAAAACCAAAAACAUAAAAAACACACGCUUACAACAAAAUAUCGUUUCUUGCACUGUGAGGCCUUAUCCAUUUAGGCGAUAAUUUAUUAUUUAUACACUUAGUUAGUGAAGCAAACUGUAACGAAAUUUAGCCAAACAAAUACAUUUUUACAUUAACACACAUA